Messenger RNA from Dissoconium aciculare CBS 342.82, 1119 nucleotides. Its product is annotated as class II peroxidase. The transcript has a single exon. The record is from RefSeq and is a predicted model, not a curated record. Bases 1 to 1119 code for a protein of 372 amino acids. Gene Ontology annotation, molecular function: heme binding; peroxidase activity. Gene Ontology annotation, biological process: response to reactive oxygen species; cellular response to oxidative stress; hydrogen peroxide catabolic process. NCBI's taxonomy places the organism in Eukaryota, Fungi, Ascomycota, Dothideomycetes, Mycosphaerellales, Dissoconiaceae.
AUGGCUACCGCCAGCAGGACCUUCACCCGCGCUCUGCGCUCGAAUCCAAUUGCCUCUUCCCUCCGAACCGCUGCACCGCGCCGUGUUGUGGUCCCUCGCCAGGCUUUCCGCCAGCAGGGCCGACGAGGUUACGCUUCCGAGGCGCCCAAGUCCAGCGGCAAUGCCCUUCCCAUCGCUGCUGCCGUUCUCGCCGCCGCUGGAGUUACUGGCUACUACUACCUGAACUCCAACGCUGGCACCCAAGACAGCGCUUCCCAAGGACAGAAGGGUAACACCAUCUUCUCGCCCUCGAAGAAAGACUACCAAGCUGUCUACGAUGCCAUCGCCAAACGUCUCAUCGACGAGAGUGACUACGAUGACGGCUCGUACGGCCCUGUCCUCCUCCGCCUCGGCUGGCACGCUUCGGGUACCUACGACAAGGAGACUGGCACUGGUGGCUCCAACGGCGCCACCAUGCGUUUCGCCCCUGAGGGCGACCACGGCGCGAACGCCGGUCUCAAAGCCGCCCGCGACUUUCUCGAGCCUAUCCGCCAACAAUUCCCGUGGAUCACCUACUCCGACCUCUGGACCCUCGCCGCGGCCUGUGCCAUCCAAGAGAUGGGCGGACCGGACAUCCCAUGGCGUCCCGGCCGCCAGGACCGCGACGUGAGCUUCUGCACACCGGACGGACGCCUUCCCGACGCGAGCAAAGCCCACGGGCACCUGCGGGAUAUUUUCGGCCGCAUGGGCUUCAACGAUGAGGAGAUCGUGGCGCUCUCGGGCGCCCACGCUCUCGGCCGCUGCCACACCGAUCGCUCGGGCUUCGAGGGUCCCUGGACCUUCUCCCCCAUCACCCUCACCAACGACUACUACAAGCUCCUCCUCGAGGAGAAGUGGCAGUGGCGCAAGUGGAACGGCCCGAAGCAGUAUGAGGACAAGGGCACCAAGACGCUGAUGAUGCUGCCGACGGACAUGGCCCUCAUCAACGACAAGAGCUUCCGCAAGACGGUCGAGAAGUACGCGCGCGACCAGGAUGCGUUCUUCCACGAUUUCAGCAACGUUCUCGUUCGCCUGUUCGAGCUGGGUGUGCCGUUUGCGACUGGCGAGGAUGCGAGAAUCACUUUCAAGAGGACGGAGUAG